Molecule: messenger RNA, 579 nt
Organism: Phialemonium atrogriseum
Lineage: Eukaryota; Fungi; Ascomycota; Sordariomycetes; Cephalothecales; Cephalothecaceae
Exons: 3
Coding region: 82-531 (149 amino acids)
Source: RefSeq, a predicted model, not a curated record
CAGGUCUUUUGGAAACGAAACAUAGUUCUAUCAGCUAUUUUGUUCCAACCUCAGGACCUCCUUCCCAGAAAGACACUCAACAUGUUUGCCCGCCAUGUGGUCAUCCUUGCUCUUGCAGCCAGCCUCGCUGCUGGUCUCCCAGCAAACCAGACCCAGGCACACGGCCCCCUCACAGAACGAGGCGCGGUCUACCAAGGCAAGGCAACCAUCUACCUGCAAUCUGGCAUCGCCGGCUCCUGCGGCGUCGUGCACGCCGAGUCGGACCUGAUCAUGGCCCUCAGCAACGACUUUAUGCAGUACCAGUACAAGUCCCAGUGGUGCGGCCAGCGGGUCAGGGUGACCAACUACGGCAGCAACGAGGCCGUCAUCGGCGGCGCGGGAAACUCAGUCGUCGUCACCGUCGCCGACACCUGUGCGAGCUGCGGCUUCGGGGAUGUGGACUUCUCCAUCGGGGCUUGGAACAUGUUGACCAACGGUGCUCCAUGGGGCACGUUCAACGCGGGGUGGUCCUUCUGCGAUGGAGCCUGUUAGCCGGGUGCGUGCUGUAUUUCGGCAUAAUUGAGAGAUGCCACCUUGGAC